Molecule: messenger RNA, 2058 nt
Organism: Cordyceps militaris CM01
Lineage: Eukaryota; Fungi; Ascomycota; Sordariomycetes; Hypocreales; Cordycipitaceae
Product: transketolase
Exons: 5
Coding region: 1-2058 (685 amino acids)
Biological process (GO): pentose-phosphate shunt
Cellular component (GO): cytosol
Molecular function (GO): transketolase activity
Source: RefSeq, a predicted model, not a curated record
AUGGCAAACACCGAAUUAGAUCAGCUGGCUAUCAACACCAUCCGUCUACUGGCGGUGGAUGCCACCUUCAACAGCAACUCGGGCCAUCCUGGUGCCCCCAUGGGCAUGGCUCCCGUUGCCCACGUCCUGUUCAACAAAUUCAUGCGCUUUAACCCGCAGAACCCUUCGUGGCUGAACCGUGAUCGUUUUGUCCUAUCCAACGGUCAUGGCUGCAUGCUCCAGUAUGCUCUGCUUCACCUCUUUGGCUACAAGUUGUCCAUCCAGGACCUCAAGGACUUCCGUAAAAUCGACAGCAUCACACCCGGCCACCCGGAGGCCCAUGAUACCCCCGGCAUCGAGGUCACCACCGGCCCCCUCGGCCAGGGUGUCUGCAACGCCGUCGGUCUCGCUAUGGCUCAGGCUCACACGGCGGCCAUCUUUAACAAGCCUGGCUUUGACCUGGUCAAUAACUACACAUACUGCUUCCUCGGCGAUGGCUGCUUGAUGGAGGGUGUCUCCGGUGAGGCUAGCUCUCUGGCUGGCCAUCUCCAGCUCGGCAACCUUAUCUGCGUCUACGAUGACAACCACAUCUCUAUCGAUGGUGACAUCAACUGUGCCUUCACUGAGGACGUUGCCAAGCGCUACGAGGCCUACGCCUGGCACGUUGUCACCGUCGGUGACGGUGACAACGACCUUGCCAGCAUUGAGGCUGCCAUCAAGGAGUGUCAAGCUGUCAAGGACAAGCCUUCCCUGAUCAAGCUCCGCACGACCAUCGGCUACGGCUCCCUGCAGGAGGGUACCCACGGUGUUCACGGUUCCCCCCUUAAGGCCGACGACAUUGCUCAGGUCAAGAAGAAGUUUGGCUUUAACCCCGACGAGAGCUUCGCCGUCCCCCAGAAGGUCUACGACCUCUACGGCAAGCACUCCUCCGAGGGCGCUGCCGCCGAGGCCGAGUGGAACCAGCUCCUCGCCAAGUACAAGGAGAGCUUCCCUGCUGAGCACGCUGACCUUGUCCGUCGCCAGGCCGGCGAGCUUCCUCAGGGCUGGGAGAAGUCUCUCCCCACCUACACCCCCGCUGAUGAUGCCGUCGCCACCCGCAAGCUAUCCGAGACUGUUCUCACCAAGAUUGAGGCUGCCAUUCCCGAGCUCUUUGGUGGUUCUGCCGAUCUAACUGGCUCCAACCUGACUCGCUGGAAGGAUGCCGUUGACUUUCAGCCCAAGUCCACUGGCCUUGGCGACUACUCUGGACGCUAUGUCCGUUAUGGCGUCCGUGAGCACGCCAUGGGUGCCAUUCUCAACGGUCUCGCCGCCUACGGCACUAUCCUCCCCUACUCUGGUACUUUCCUCAACUUCGUUUCUUAUGCUGCUGGUGCCGUCCGCCUGUCGGCCCUGUCGCGUUUCCGUACCAUCUGGGUCGCCACCCAUGACUCCAUUGGGCUUGGUGAGGACGGUCCUACUCACCAGCCUAUCGAGACUCUUGCCCACUUCCGUGCUCUGCCCAACUGCAUGGUCUGGCGCCCUGCCGACGGCAACGAGACCUCCGCUGCCUACUACGUCGCCAUCACCUCCACGCAGACUCCCAGCAUUGUCGCUCUGUCGCGCCAGAACCUUCCCCAACUCGAGGGUUGUACCAUCGAGAAGGCUUCCAAGGGUGCCUACGUCCUACAGGAGGUCGAGGGCGCCAAAAUCACGCUCAUCUCUACUGGUUCCGAGGUCUCCAUCUGCGUCGACGCCGCCAAAGAGCUCGCCGAGAAGCACGGCCUCAAGGCUCGCAUCGUCUCCAUUCCUUGCUUCGAAGUCUUUGAUGCGCAAUCCAAGGAAUACCGCCUCUCCGUCCUGCCAGAUGGUAUUCCCAUCCUGUCGGUUGAGGUCAUGAGCACCAUGGGUUGGGAGCGCUACUCUCACGAGCAGUUUGGCCUCAACCGCUUCGGUGCCUCUGGCGCCUACAAGGACGUGUACAAGAAGUUCGAGUUCACCCCCGAGGGCAUUUCUAAGCGUGCAAUUGCUACCGUGGACUUCUGGAAGGAUGUUCCGAACAUCCGCUCCCCUCUGAACCGCGCUUUCCAGCAGCUUAUUUAA